This is a messenger RNA of Pseudonaja textilis, 1044 nucleotides long. The record is from RefSeq and is a predicted model, not a curated record. NCBI's taxonomy places the organism in Eukaryota, Metazoa, Chordata, Lepidosauria, Squamata, Elapidae.
GGCUCUGCCCCCCCCCCCCGAUGCCAAGGGGGGGGGCGGGCAAAGGGCGCCUUCACAGCCUUGCUGGGAGCGGGGAAGGUCCCGGCGCUGCCUCACCCGUUGACCUGCCCUCUCCCUCCCUCCCUCCAGCCGUCCAGAGGGGCCGGAUCCCGCCCAGCCACGCCAGCGCCAGCCCCAACGCCGUGCAGAGCGGAGACUACUACAAUGGGCAGCCGGUCUCAGAGCUGAUCUCGCAGCUGCUGCGGGCCGAGCCCUAUCCCAGCGCCCGCUUCAGCUCCCAGUACGCCCAGCAGGGGGGCAGCGUGAUGGGCAUCGACAACAUCUGUGAGCUGGCCGCCCGGCUGCUCUUCAGCACGGUCGAGUGGGCACGCAACAUCCCCUUCUUCCCGGAGCUGCCCGUCUCGGACCAGGUGGCGCUGCUGCGGCUCAGCUGGAGCGAGCUCUUCGUGCUGAACGCCGCCCAGUCGGCCCUGCCCCUCCACAUGGCGCCCCUGCUGGCUGCGGCCGGCUUCCACGCCGCCCCCAUGUCCGCCGACCGGGUGGUCUCCUUCAUGGACCAGAUCCGCGUCUUCCAGGACCAGGUGGAGAAGCUCAGCCGGCUGCAGGUGGACUCGGCCGAGUUCAGCUGCCUCAAGGCCAUCGCCCUCUUCACGCCAGACGCCUGCGGCCUCUCGGACCCGGUGCAUGUGGAGAGCCUCCAGGAGAAGGCGCAGGUGGCGCUGACGGAGUACGUCCGCUCGCAGUACCCCUCCCAGCCGCAGCGCUUUGGCCGGCUGCUCCUGCGGCUCCCCGCCCUGCGAGCCGUCCCGGCCUCGCUCAUCUCGCAGCUCUUCUUCAUGCGCCUGGUGGGCAAGACGCCCAUCGAGACCCUCAUCCGGGACAUGCUGCUCUCGGGCAGCUCCUUCAACUGGCCCUACGGGACGGGGCAGUGAACCCGGGCAGGAGACAGUGGUGGACGGACGUUGUGCCCGUGGGCUGCCGCCCGGAGGUCCCUUGGCCCCGACCGAGACUUUGGAGGAGGGGCGCUUGGGCUUGCCUGGGACC